Cucurbitaria berberidis CBS 394.84 is the source of this 630-nucleotide messenger RNA. RefSeq names its product alpha-acetolactate decarboxylase. The record is from RefSeq and is a predicted model, not a curated record. NCBI's taxonomy places the organism in Eukaryota, Fungi, Ascomycota, Dothideomycetes, Pleosporales, Cucurbitariaceae. Gene Ontology annotation, molecular function: acetolactate decarboxylase activity. Bases 1 to 630 code for a protein of 209 amino acids. The transcript has a single exon. Gene Ontology annotation, biological process: acetoin biosynthetic process.
AUGGUCGGCUCUAUUCCAAACGACAUCUUCCAGUUCUCCAUCUAUACUGCUCUCAAUGCUGGCUUCAACACGGGACAGCCACGAACGGCGGAUCUCACAACCCAUGGCACGGAUGGAAUCGGUGUCUACGAAGACGGCAGCCUCAUGAUGUUGAAAGAUGGGCAAGCACUUACGAUCUCGAAGAAUGGCAGAGUAAGAGCCGCGCCCAUGGACGCACGUCUGCCAUUCGCCAUGGUUACCAUCUAUCAACCAAACUUUCAUCUGAAAGUACGCUCGUUAACACUAGAGUCUUUUGAUGAACUCAUUUCGUCAUCUGAGCUCGGCCCGGCCAAGUGUCUCAACACGCUGAUGCCUUUCAAAAUCGCGGGUAGAUUCGCCUCGAUCGAUUUCGCGGACGGUGCGCCCCGGAGUAAGAUUGAUGGCACCAUUUUUGGCUUCGUAGUUCCGGCGUGGAUGAAACUUAUCAGUGGAGAGCGUAUCCAUGCGCAUUUCUUGGACGCGAGUGAAGAAAUUGGGGGAGAGGUGACGGAAUUUCAAAUGGACGAGGAAGCGGUGCUAAGCUUUGCAAAGUGCGGGAGAUUUCAUCUAGGGUUUCCGCAAGGAGAAGAGUGGGAAGAGAUGAAGCUGUGA